AUGGGAAACAAAAUCAACAACUUUGGAACGGAGACCCUGCCAUUAAUUUCGAUUUUUAUUUCAUGUACUAGAGCCAGCACAUUAACAUGUUGGAACUCUGUCCCUGAGUUUAAAACUUUUUUUAACAGUAAGACAAAGCCACUUCAACAACCGAUAACUUUGAACCCAGUAUUAUUAGGAAAAUGAACAUUGACUAUUCUUAUAUGUACGGAAAACCAGACCUUAGGAUGAUCUGUGCUCAUUAAAUACCCUCAUUUCAACCCACGAGGAGUUGGGUCAAGUGCAGCCUCUGUUGGUAGACUCACUCACCAUUUCCAGGUGCGCGUUGCGGGUCGAUCCGAAUUAAUCAGAGCGAAGUCCCGGAUACCGAACAGAAAACCGAAAAAAAAAAAAAAAAUACCCCCAUUUCAUUCUUUCUUAAUUCUCCACAUCUCUGGUUGGCUUCCAGCUAGUACUCCGUUUAGCAGCCAUGGCCGAGGGGAAGGUUUGUGCUAAUUAAAUAUCUUUUUUUUCUUUUUGGGAAAAGGAUAGGCUUUUGUGUUUUAGUUGAUGCAUCGGCAUAGCUUCCUAAUUAAUUUUGCUCAUCUUAUCUGCCCUUUCUUCUAUGUCAGAACCUGAAUCUUCUUCUUCCACAUAAUCCUUUUAUGGAAACUUCCUUCUCUUCUAAUAUAUAUAUAUACUUGCUUUUACAGGUGACUACAAUGGUGCUAAAUGUGGAUUUACAGAGCUCAAAAUGCUACAAGAAAGUCAAGAAACUUCUCUGCAAAUUUCCUGAAAUACGAGAUCAGGAGUAUGAUGAGAAGGCAAACAAGGUGACAAUUAAGGUGAUGAGCUGCUCGCCGGAGAAGAUCAGGGACAAGUUAUGCUGCAAGGGUGGUGGAUGCAUCAAGAGCAUUGAGAUACCUCCGCCUAAGCCUCCGACUCCACCUCCGCCUAAGCCUCCGACUCCACCUCCGCCUAAGCCUCCGCCUCCGACUCCGACUCCGCCUCCGCCUGAACCUAAGCCAAAGCCUGUGAAAGUAUCUGUAGAUGUACAAGUCCAGGGGACUAUUUCUUGUAAAUGCUCUAGCGGAAGGCCUAGGGACCCAUGUUCCUGUGGCGGGCAAUUCCAAUGCGUUGUGUGUUAAAUGCAAACUUAGUCUUUUAACUUUAAGAUUUUGCACAAUUUUGGUUUCUUAAUUUUUUUUAUUUCCUUAACUAUAAAAUAUGUAUGUUUUU
Rubroshorea leprosula is the source of this 1218-nucleotide messenger RNA. The record is from the annotation of a GenBank genome assembly. Lineage: Eukaryota; Viridiplantae; Streptophyta; Magnoliopsida; Malvales; Dipterocarpaceae.